Molecule: messenger RNA, 2987 nt
Organism: Drosophila gunungcola (fruit fly)
Lineage: Eukaryota; Metazoa; Arthropoda; Insecta; Diptera; Drosophilidae
Gene: GluRIIA
Product: glutamate receptor ionotropic, kainate 2
Exons: 12
Coding region: 35-2752 (905 amino acids)
Biological process (GO): modulation of chemical synaptic transmission; synaptic transmission, glutamatergic
Cellular component (GO): postsynaptic membrane; plasma membrane
Molecular function (GO): transmitter-gated monoatomic ion channel activity involved in regulation of postsynaptic membrane potential; glutamate-gated receptor activity
Source: RefSeq, a predicted model, not a curated record
GGGGUAAACAAUAAUUUGGAGGAAAGAAAGAAAAAUGCGUUUGCGUCCAGUACACAUUUAUGCCCUCAUAAUCGCCUACUUCAAAGCCAGUCUCGCCCUUGGCGGUGACGGUCGCAAUGAAAUCACCGUGGGUGCGAUCUUCUAUGAAAAUGAAAAAGACAUCGAACUCAGCUUCGAUCAGGCGUUUCGCGAGGUCAACAACUUAAAGUUUGCCGAAUUGCGGUUCGUUACCAUCAAGCGGUUUAUGCCCACCAACGACAGUUUUCUUCUGCAGCAGAUUACGUGUGAACUGAUUUCCAAUGGCGUUGCGGCUAUUUUCGGACCAAGUUCAAAGGCAGCCAGUGACAUUGUUGCGCAAAUCGCAAACACGACCGGCAUUCCUCACAUUGAGUACGAUUUGAAGCUGGAGGCCACGCGCCAGGAGCACCUGAACCACCAGAUGUCCGUCAGUGUGGCCCCCUCCCUGUCCGUAUUGUCGCGCGCCUACUUUGAGAUCAUCAAGACCAACUACGAGUGGCGCACCUUCACUUUGAUCUAUGAGACGCCUGAGGGGCUGGCACGCCUACAGGAUCUAAUGAACAUUCAAGCUCUCAACAGUGACUACGUGAAGCUUCGUAAUUUGGCGGACUACUCAGAUGACUAUCGGGUACUGUGGAAGGAAGCAGAUGAGACCCUACAUGAACAGCGCAUAAUUUUGGACUGUGAGCCGAAAACUUUAAAGGAGCUGUUAAGGAUUUCCAUGGACUUCAAGCUGCAAGGACCAUUCAGGAACUGGUUUCUCACGCAUCUGGACACGCAUAGUUCUGGACUGAAGGAUAUCUAUAAUGAAGACUUUAAGGCUAACAUUACCUCAGUGCGAAUGAAAAUAGUAGACCCUAAUCCCUUUGAACGAAAGAAGACGCGUAUUUCCAAGGUGGAUCAAAUAUUGGGAAACCAAACCAUGCUGCCCAUUCUUAUCUUCGACGCUGUGGUCCUGUUUGCCAGCUCAGCCCGCAAUGUUAUUGCUGCCAUGCAGCCCUUUCACCCACCCAAUCGUCACUGCGGCAGCCCUUCUCCCUGGAUGCUCGGACCAUUUAUAGUCAACGAAAUGAAGACGAUAUCCGAGGAUGAUGUGGAGCCACACUUUAAGACUGAGAACAUGAAGCUGGACGAAAACGGCCAGCGCACCCACUUCAAUCUCGAGAUCUACAAGCCCACCGUGAACGAGCCCAUGAUGAUCUGGACGCCCGAUAGUGGAAUUAAGACGCGUCGCCUCAAUCUGGAACUGGAUAGUGCCGGCAGCCCUCAGGAUUUCUCGGAACAGCGGAGGGUCUACACAGUGGUAACGCACUACGAAGAGCCCUACUUUAUGAUGAAAGAGGAUCACGAGAACUUUAGGGGUCGCGAGAAAUACGAGGGGUAUGCCGUAGACCUCAUCAGAAAAAUUUCCGAGCUGAUGGAGUUCGAUUAUGAGUUCGUGAUAGUCAGCGGCAAUGGCAAAUACAACCCAGAGACAAAGCAAUGGGAUGGAAUUAUACGCAAACUGAUAGACCACCAUGCUCAAAUAGGCGUUUGCGACCUGACAAUCACCCAACUGCGACGAUCUGUUGUGGACUUCACGGUGCCCUUCAUGCAGUUGGGCAUCAGCAUUCUGCACUACAAGAGCCCCCCGGAACCGAAGAAUCAGUUUGCCUUCUUAAAGCCUUUUGCUGUUGAGGUCUGGAUCUAUAUGAUCUUUGCCCAGUUGGUGAUGACUUUGGCUUUUGUUUUCAUCGCCAGGCUUUCCUAUCGCGAAUGGCUGCCACCUAAUCCAGCUAUUCAGGAUCCAGAUGAGCUGGAGAAUAUAUGGAAUGUGAACAACUCGACUUGGCUGAUGGUGGGCUCGAUAAUGCAACAGGGUUGUGACAUACUACCUAGAGGUCCCCACAUGCGUAUUCUGACUGGAAUGUGGUGGUUCUUCGCCCUGAUGAUGCUCAGUACGUACACGGCCAACUUGGCGGCCUUUUUGACCAGCAACAAGUGGCAGAGCAGCAUUAAGAGCCUCCAAGACCUAAUCGAACAGGACGAGGUGCACUUCGGCAGCAUGCGGGGCGGCAGCACCUCGCUGUUCUUCUCCGAGUCGAACGACACUGACUACCAGCGGGCCUGGAACCAGAUGAAGGACUUCAAUCCGUCCGCCUUCACCAGCACGAACAAGGAGGGCGUGGCCCGGGUGCGCAAGGAGAAGGGCGAUUACGCCUUCCUGAUGGAGACCACCAGCCUGACCUACAACAUCGAGCGCAACUGCGACCUGACCCAGAUCGGCGAGCAGAUCGGGGAGAAGCACUACGGCCUGGCCGUGCCCCUGGGGGCCGACUACCGAACCAACCUCAGCGUGUCCAUACUGCAGCUGAGCGAAAAGGGCGAACUGUACAAGAUGAAGAACAAGUGGUGGAAGAACCACAAUGUCACCUGCGACUCCUUCCACGAGGUGGACGGCGACGAGCUGUCCAUCAUUGAGUUGGGCGGCGUCUUCCUUGUGCUGGCCGGAGGCGUCCUCACCGGCGUGAUUCUGGGCAUCUUCGAGUUCCUCUGGAAUGUGCAGCACGUGGCAGUGGAGGAGCGCGUGACCCCGUGGCAGGCUCUGAAGGCGGAACUCGCCUUCGCCCUCAAGUUCUGGGUCCGCAAGAAACCGAUGAGGAUCUCGGGCAGCAGCGACAAGUCUUCCUCCAGGCGGUCAUCCGGCUCCAGGAGAAGCUCCAAGGAGAAGACCCGCAGCAAGACCGUCAGUUAGGAGCUCUCUUGAGUUGGUUGCUUAUUUUACUUUGCCAUUUCAAAGAAAUGGUACGCUUGUCCUAAUACAUGCAUACAUAUAGGAGUAUAUGUAUGGAGCUAAAUUUAUAACAAUAUUUUAGAACACAGAUGAAGCAUUUGGUAUAUAUGGUAAGGCCGUCUGGAGAACUUCGGAGGGAAAAUAGAUACAUUUUCUGCUAAAAUAACUUAUAUAAUAUUAUUUUUCUUUAGACUCU